Hordeum vulgare subsp. vulgare (domesticated barley) is the source of this 2244-nucleotide messenger RNA. RefSeq lists its product as uncharacterized. The record is from RefSeq and is a predicted model, not a curated record. The transcript is spliced from 5 exons. Bases 204 to 668 code for a protein of 154 amino acids. Lineage: Eukaryota; Viridiplantae; Streptophyta; Magnoliopsida; Poales; Poaceae.
CGCCGCAUCGCCGUCCACCGCCACGCAUCUGCCAUCUCCGGCUUCCCCUCCGCGCCUCCCUCAUCCGGCCUCGCCGACUCGUCGCGCAUCUUCGGCCUUCCCUCUGUGGCAUCCUUCGCCGGUCUACCCUCCCCGACGCGGUCCGCACCUACGGACUCCCCUCCUCCUCCGUCAGCAGCUCGAGUCACCACCCCCGCAGUGGAAUGAAUCAUUCCCACGAGAUGGAGGGAGGCACGCCGUGGAUCAUGGCGGCAGGGGUAGCCCAGAAGACUUCAAGUCAGUUGGUCCCUCUCCCCGAUGGGACACUCACGCGCGCACGCAAACACACACAAAGGACGGGAAGGAGGAUAAACGGCGGCACAGUGCAAGGAGAUCAAGAAACAAGCCGAUUAAAGCAAGAAUAUUCUACAUACAAACCUGGUGGAAAAAAAGUGCAUUUUGAGAUUUCAUUAGCCAUGGGCGUAGCUGGGCCCCAGGCAGCCGAGGCCAUUGCCUGGGGCGUGGGGAAUUUUCUCGUACCAUAUAUACAAAAAAAAGGUUUAGCCUGGGGCGCAGCCCAGUCAAGGCAGCCCAGGCCAACUGGUCCAGUCGCCCAGCCAGUGCCUUUCCUGUGCGCGUGCGCUGCUCCUGACUUGACGAACCUGUCCGCCGCCGCUUCCCCAACUUGAUGAACCCUUGACGAACAGCGCACGUCCCUUCUUCAAUCCCGGCAUGGGCUGCUGCUCUGUCCGCGAGGCGGCGACCCCGGUGAACUGCCGGCGAGGUGGCCCUUCCUAGAGCAGUAGGCGCCUUUGUCCUCAAUGACCCAACACAGAGCAGACAACAGCAAGAGGAAAUGUAUCCUAGCUCUUUCAAACCCCAGUUUUUUUUGUAGAUGCUACAGUUUGAUGAUUAUUUCUGUCAGUUGCUAGAUGUCACCAUUGUUGCUUGACGCCCACUGAUUGUGAGAUACUUAGAUGGGAAGACAAAUACUAACAUUUAGUAUUUUGUUUCUGUAUAAUGUUACAUGAAGCAAGAUGAGUAAAUGUAACAAGACAUUGAAUUCUUUUUUUCAAGUUCGAACCACGGGAACUGCGGAAACAGGUCCUUCAACUCAAACAAAUGAUAAUAUCCCUAGUGUUAUAGCUCAACUCAAGCCCGGCGAUAUUGAAGCAGACCCUGGUAAGAGAAUACCCAUUGAGGAAUUGGAUGCAGACAUUCAAGAUCUUGCUAGAAGGGAGUACAUUAGUAUGGGUCCAUGCCAACCAACUAAUCAUACAUAUGAACGAGUAAAUGCUAGAAGUCUUCAUGGUUAUUGAUUCAAUGAUAUCGCGGCUGGUUGGAAUAUAGCACUGAAAAAAGCAGCAUUUUUCUUUUAUUGUUUUUUGUUUAAGCAACAAAGAGCUGAAAACUAUGGUAUUGAAGCAUUCACGAAAAAUGGAUUUAAACCUUGGAAGGAUGGGCCUAAAUCUUUAAAUCAACAUGUUGGCAAGCAUGAUAGUGCUCAUAAUAGAUCUAGACAACAUUAUGAGGAUUUCAAAAAUCAAAGACAAAAUCUGCCACAUGUGUUUGAUAGGGGUUCUAAGAAGAAAGAAGAAGAAUACAAAGCUCGUCUCUUGAUUGUAAUGGGUAUUGUCAAAAUUUUGCUACUACAAGCUCUUGCUUUUCGUGGUCAUGGUGAGUCUUCUAGCUCAAUGAAUAAGGGUAACUUUAAAGAGUUGUUGGACUUGUUCAUAAAGAAAGACCCAAAGGUGGAUUUUUUUUGGAGGAUGCAGGAGAUAACCAAAUAACCAUAAACUGUAUCACUUCACAUGAGAUACGAUUGGAUUUAUGCAAGGCUUGUUCAGAAGAGGCCACCCAAGUCAUUCUUGAGGAGAUUGGAGAUAGUAAAUUUGCAUCUAUGAAGGAGCAAAUGGCUAUGUGUUUGAGGUAUCUCGGCAAACGAGGGGAGGUGAUUGAGAGAUUCAUGGCAGUUGACCAUGUUCUUGACACGAGAGCAACUUCACUGAAGGGAGCUUUGGACAGUAUAUUUGCUACUCUUGGCUUAUCUAUGUCUAAUAUGAGAGGGCAGGGUUAUGAUGGAGCUUCAAACAUGAGAGGGGAAUUCCAUGGCUUGCAAAGAUUGAUCUUGGAGGAAAACCCUUAUGCUCAUUAUAUACAUUGUUUUGCUCAUCAAUUACACUUAGUGAUUGUUGUUGUUGUCAAGUGUCGUUCAUCCAGCAAGGGAUUUUUUAAAUACACAAGCAUGGUUGUUAACAUUGUUAA